Dovyalis caffra is the source of this 156-nucleotide messenger RNA. Lineage: Eukaryota; Viridiplantae; Streptophyta; Magnoliopsida; Malpighiales; Salicaceae. The record is from the annotation of a GenBank genome assembly.
AUGAAAUCGACAAAAAACAGCGGGGAAAAUGGGGAAUCCAAACCUACCGUCUUCGACGACUUCUCAUACUUGGGGCAUGAUCAGAUUGGCUCAACAAAAUCUCCAGGUCAUGAGAGGAUCCUUGAAAAUCGCAUAAUACUCAAGUUCGGCAGGUAA